This is a messenger RNA of Neocloeon triangulifer, 8413 nucleotides long. RefSeq names its product helicase domino (gene dom). Gene Ontology annotation, cellular component: Swr1 complex. NCBI's taxonomy places the organism in Eukaryota, Metazoa, Arthropoda, Insecta, Ephemeroptera, Baetidae. Bases 262 to 8352 code for a protein of 2696 amino acids. Gene Ontology annotation, molecular function: ATP hydrolysis activity; ATP-dependent chromatin remodeler activity; ATP binding. The record is from RefSeq and is a predicted model, not a curated record. The transcript has 33 exons.
GGCGAAUGGCUGAAUUAAAAAGAAAAAGAUUCUGAGCGAGCGAACGGAAAAGCCAGAAAUGGCCACCUAGUCGAGUUGUUUUCGAUUUAUUAGCGCAAGAGUCGAGUUCGCCGCGCCGGUGAGGCAUCGUAAGCGCGCAAUUAGAUCCUCGGGCCGGCGCCUGUCGCGUUCGGACGUCCCAUGGAGCCGUCCGCCAACCGCAGCCGCCGCUCUUUCUUUCCGGACAUUCCCUGGCCAACAUGGCGAUUUUGAGGUGCUGAAAUGAGGGCACCAAUCAACCAGCAGCCUCGGAGGCCCAUUGUGGUCUCUGGCACUGCAUCAGCCACCCAAGAACACAGCCCGCAACAGGUUGUCGGUGGUUCGGCAGCUGUUCGACCUGCAGGCCCUGGGAUGGCCCAGAACAGCCCCCGCUUGCCCCCUCCCUUGGCAGGGGGCAACUCGGAGCUUUUAGGCCGUCCCGUGGUUUCGAACCUGGUUCCUCAAGGACGACCGUCGCCACUCCCCACCACUUCAGCGGCCGCCAGUCUCCUGAGGCCAACGGCCGCUCUUACACCAGUCAGACCUGCCAUUUCCGCACCAGUCUCUGCCCCCGCAAGAAAAAGGCUGUACUCGGGUUCAGGGGAAAACGAAGAGCCUCCGAGUAAGAAAAAACGAAUUUUUUCCCAUAAAACUACAGCAAUACAGUCGGCCAAGGACUCGUACAGCGAUUUGGUCACGGAGUAUUUUUUCCUAAGCACUGGGGGCAACAUAAUGGACUACCAGUUGUUCUGUAAGCGGCCGUCGCAGCAGUUCUAUGACUAUUGCAAGGCGCACAAACUGGAUGAGACCGACUCAGUGGUUAAGACUGUUGCGGACAACAAACCCUCCACGCCCUCCACCACCCUGAUUGAAUCCAAAGCUGCACUGACAACAGUGCGGAUGCCUCCUGCAAAAGUGCAGGUGCUGGCCUCGAAGCAAAUGCAGGGUGGGACGACACCGACCUUGAGUGACGCCUCCAGCAGCCAACAGAACAAACUGGUUGAGAAAGCCAAGCAAGAGGCGUACAUAGUGCAGCGCAUCAGUACAUUGCAAAAGGAAGGGCUGUGGUCCGAGAGAAGACUACCCAAGCAGCAGGAGCCGCCGAGGGCCAAGGCCCACUGGGACUACCUGCUGGAGGAGAUGGUCUGGCUUGCCGCAGACUUUGCACAGGAGAGGAAGUGGAAGAAAAAUGCAGCCAAAAAGUGUUCGAAGAUGGUGCAAAAGUACUUCCAGGAUAAGCAGAUCCAGGCGCAGCGGGCAGAAAAGAACGAAGAACAGCGAAUGCGAAAAAUUGCAGGCUUUAUUGCAAAGGAGGUGCGCAACUUCUGGGGCGAUGUGCACAAGCUAGUUGAGUUUAAGAACAAGACUCUGCUGGAGGAGAAAAAGCGCAAGGCGCUAGACCAGCACCUCAGCUUUAUUGUGGACCAGACUGAGAAGUACUCGUCACAGCUGGCAAAGGAGAUGGGCCGCGCAACAGAAGGCAACUCGGCCACCAGUGUAGCGUCCGACGAGCUGCUCAACUCGGAGCUCAACUCUGACAUUGAGUUCGAGCCAAAUGCUAGCUCUGAUGAUGAUGAGGAAACCAUCGCCAGGGCAGAGGGCCAGGUUGAGGAGCGCGAACAAACGGAGGAGGUCAAGUUGCUUGAGCAGGAGGCUAACCUACCGCUCGAUGACGUCAUCAACUCACUGCCCCCUCAAGUCAGGGAGGCCAUUAUGCAGGGCAAGAUGGCCACCCUCGACUCUGACAAGGAGGACCAUGCAGAGGAAGGGCAAAGGGAUGAUGAUGAUGACUUCGAGAGCGCCCAGGAGGAUUCCUCAGAUGAUGAGGAGACCAUUCAACAGCAGGAAAAGGAUGAGGGUGCAGUUGACUACAAACAAGAGCUCCAAGAACUUGAGGACGACAACAAUCUGUCAGUAGAACAAUUGAGAGCAAAGUAUGAUGCAACAGGAGACGGCGCUGAGCCAACCGAAGAAAUGGACGUGGAAAGAGACAGUGACGACGAAUCCGAGGCAGAAGAAGAUGAGGCUGAGGAAAAAAAUGAAGGAGAUGAAGAGCAAUCUGAUGCAGAGGAAUCUGCAAAGAGUGAGGAUGAGGAAUCUGACGAGGACGACCAAAACGAGGAGGAAGAGAAGGGUACUGAACUCAGCAUGUUGCUUGAGAACUCUGAGGAAAUGACUGACGUGGACAAGUUGGCGCACUCUGCUGAGGAGUAUCAACCAAAGGGUUACACUCUGUCAUCAACCAAAGUAGAGACCAAGGUGCCGUUCCUUCUGAAGCAUGGCCUUCGGGAGUACCAGCACGUGGGUCUUGAGUGGCUGGCAACCAUGUUCAACAAGAACCUGAACGGAAUCCUGGCCGAUGAAAUGGGCCUGGGCAAGACAAUCCAGACAAUUGCUUUGCUGGCUCACCUGGCGUGUGAAAAGGGGCUUUGGGGGCCGCACCUGAUCGUGGUGCCCACUUCGGUGAUGCUCAAUUGGGAGAUGGAAUUCAAGAAGUGGUGCCCUGCCUUCAAGAUCCUCACCUAUUACGGCUCCCAGAAGGAGCGGCGGCUCAAGCGCAUUGGCUGGACCAGAGAAAAUGCAUUCCAUGUGUGUAUAACCUCGUACAAGCUGGUCAUCCAGGACCAUCAGAGCUUCCGGCGCAAGAAGUGGGUCUACUUCAUCCUGGACGAGGCGCAGAACAUCAAGAACUUCAAGUCGCAGCGAUGGCAAUUGCUGCUCAACUUCCAGUCGCAGCGCCGCCUCCUGCUCACUGGCACACCCCUGCAGAACAACCUGAUGGAGUUGUGGUCCCUGAUGCAUUUCCUGAUGCCGCACGUCUUUGAGUCGCACAAGGACUUCCGAGAGUGGUUCUCCAACCCAUUGACCGGCAUGAUCGAGGGCCAAAACGAGUUUAAUGAGUCUGUCCUUAAGCGACUGCACAAGGUCCUUAGACCCUUCCUGCUGCGCCGCCUCAAAAGUGAAGUUGAGCGCCAGCUGCCCAAGAAAUAUGAGCACAUCACCAUGUGCAGACUUUCCAAGCGCCAGCGCUACCUUUACGAUGAUUUUAUGUCCAGGGCAAAAACGAAAGAAACGCUUGAGAGCGGAAACCUGCUGAGUGUGAUCAAUGUGCUGAUGCAGCUGCGCAAAGUGUGCAACCACCCAAACCUUUUUGAAGUUAGGCCCAUCAUCUCCCCCUUCCAAAUGGACGGCAUAAGCAUGCACAUCCCCUCCAUUGUGUACCACGCCCUUGAUUAUGACCAUCUGAAGGACAUAAACCUGAGUGCAGUGAACCUUUUACGGAUAAACUUUGAAUAUACAACAACUGCCUAUGUGGCACACAGGGUCAAAAGGUAUGUGACCCCAAAGAAGUUGAUUGAGGACAUCGAUCUGCAGCCAGAACCGCCUCCCCGGACGCCGCAAGGCAAAAUCAAGCUGAACGUCAAGGCCAACCCAAGCAGUCAGGCAAGACCUGUAGCGGCUGUAGCAGCGCCUCAGGUUUUGCCUGGUACAUCACCCAUUGUCAAGCACCUGGCGCUCAAGACAGGCUCUCAGGUGGUGCUCAAGCUCAAAGGCAACGGCACCUCACCUAGUUUCCCUGUUCAGUUCAUCCACAAUGCUGAUGGCGGACCUAAAGCUGUUUCAGUGGCCCCAAUGAAUGUGGUGUCCUCAUCUGGUACCAUUGGUAGUAAUCCCAUCCUCAAAACAAUUCAGAGAAGCACGACCACCUUCCCUCAGCUGGUGACCACGGCAGAGGGCAAGCACAUUCUGGUGCCAGCGUCACAAAGCAUUUCAAGCAUUGCCGGUGGCUCAACGCCUCUUGGCACCCUGACUACCAGUGCAGGGCGCCCUGUUCUCAGAGUGCCGCCUAUGCCAGCUAAACCUGCUCUGGCAACAACGCCCCUGGUCGUCAAACCAAAUGCAGCUGCCUCCACUAGUGCUGUCCCUGGAGGCCCCCUCAUCCGAACGACUAUGUCUUCCAUCACCCUGCAGCCCUCAAAGAGUCUGAUAACCACCAUGGCCGAGUCCGUCCGACUUGGUCUUGAAGUCCAAAAGCAGAAGUCACCUUUUCAUUUGGCGGACGUGGAGGAGGCCAAGAAACAGGCGAGGAAGGACAAAUUGAGUUCCUUGCACCGCAUUAACGUCCAACACUGCGAGUCAUGUCCACUGUUUGGUGCAGACCUGAGAGAGGCAUGCAACAUGAUGCACUCUUUCGCCGCACCAGGCAGCGCCUUCAAUCCCUUCAGGUGGAAUGAGAGCAGUGGAAUGAUCAGUUGCCUGAAGGCGCAAGACGAAACCCUGCAGGAUGAGUUGUGGGUAGUCACUAACGCCCUUAGAGACGCCAUCUUGUCUCGCACGGUUAGACUUGAUCAGCUCUCAGAAACAGUCAGCCGGUUUAUGUUGUAUGUGCCUGCGGUAAACGCGCCUGUGGCUCGACUGCACGCUUCACACGGCCACCCGUCCAAGUUGAGGCUGGAGGCGCUUCGCGAAGAGGCUCUUUGUCGAGAGCUUGCUCCCCGCGCUAACUUCUUGCAUCCCAUUGUCAACAGCAUGAGCACCCAGUUCCCCGACCCUAGGCUCAUUCAGUAUGACUGCGGCAAACUUCAGGUAAUGGACAAGCUGUUAAGAGAGCUGAAAAGUGGCGGCCACCGGGCGUUGAUCUUUACGCAAAUGACUCGGAUGCUGGACGUCUUGGAGUCAUUCCUCAACUACCAUGGCUAUAUCUACCUGAGGCUGGAUGGUACCACCAAGGUUGACCAGCGAUUGGUGUUGAUGGAGCGGUUCAACAACGACAAGCGCAUUUUUGCAUUCAUCCUGUCAACGCGGUCAGGAGGCGUGGGUGUUAACUUGACAGGAGCGGACACAGUUAUCUUCUACGACAGCGACUGGAACCCAACAAUGGACGCGCAGGCGCAGGAUCGUUGCCACCGGAUCGGCCAAACCAGGGACGUGCACAUCUACCGAUUGGUUAGUGAGAUGACUGUUGAGGAAAAUAUCCUCAAAAAGGCAAACCAGAAGCGGCUCCUCGGUGACCUCGCCAUUGAGGGUGGCAACUUCACCACUGCUUACUUCAAAAACUCAACAAUCCAUGAGCUGUUCAAUGUAAAUGUGAGCGAGAGCAGCGCCGCUCGACGGAUGGCAGAAGUUCUUGAAAACACGCAGCAGCCAGAGGCCCUGCUCAAAGUGUAUUCGGCCGAUGAGGAGAGGCAGCAAGAAGAGCUAGUUACAGAGGAGGAGGAGGAAGAUGCUGUUGUUUCGAAGGACAGGGUGGCAGUUUGCAACCUGGAGAAUGUGUUGGCUGCAGCUGAGGAUGAGACGGAUGUAAUUGCCGCAAGAACAGCACGGGCAGAAGUUGCUGCUGACCUUGAGGAGUUUGACGAGAACCUUGUCGUUGAAGAGAACAGGGAGGCAGAAACACUGAGCAAGGCCGAGCAAGACAUUCAGUACAUGGUGGAGAAGCUGUCUCCAAUCGAGCGGUAUGCAAUGAAGCUGGUAGAGGAGAGUGAGGCGCCCGUGGCCGCAGAACAGCUGGCGGCUACAGUGGCUGAGAUUGAGCAGCAAAAAAAGGAGUGGGAGGUGCAAAGACUGAGGGCCGAUGAGGAGGAGCGACAGCAGCAGGCAGACGAUACCCCUUCCGACCUGCUCACCUACUCGUCGCGCGACGCCCGAUCUCAGAUCUGGAAGUCUGGCGAGGAGGUCAUGCCUAUGUGGUGUCCGCCGACGCCUCCCCAGGAGACCAAUGACGUCUACAUUGAUCACAACUUGGACCUGCUCUAUGAAAACUCGCCUAUGGCAGAGGAGCGGCUGCCGGGCGUGCACUCAAAGCGUGACCUCAAAAGGGUGCGAGAUUACCUACCGGGGGGUGCCGCCAGUGACAGAGACCGCCGCCCAUUCAACAAACUCAGGCGCACCGACGAGGUUGCCACAACAGGCUCACACACUCCAAGCUCGUUCAGGUCAUUGUUUGACCGUCCGUCACCGGCACUGCUUAAGAUCCGCAAAGAGUUGAAGAGCCAGAAAAUAAGGGGAAUUGGCGGAGCACCGCGAAUUGCUUCGCUGGUGCCGUUUGCCUCAGGGCUGGUGGCAACGCCAAGGGCUUCGCCCACAGGCGGCGCCACCACCCAGCCUGACAACCAGCCUGCGUGGCUCAUCUUUGAGGAUUGGGCAUUGCUGCAGGCCGUGCAGAGCAUGCAGGAGAUCAGUCUCAACCUGUUCAUCAUCAACCCUGGCCACACACCCAACUGGGACCUUGAGGCCGACAUGGUGAACUCGGUCUCUCGCAACUACCGAUCCCCUAAACAGUGCAGGGCCAGGUAUGAGAGCGCCAUCAUCCCUAGGGAGGAGGGGCGCGUCCAGCACGAGCCUAGUCCCAAAAAGCUCAAAAAACACAAGAGUCUCCACAAGUCUCAACAGUCUGGACGAGCUCUGAGGACGUCACAGUUGUUCACACAGGACAACGGCGCCUCAUACUUAAAAAUGAUCACCGAGCGGUCAGACGUGAUACUGGGCAUUGCAGCCAAGCGGACGCCGCCUGUUAAGCCCAUGUUCAGCAACACCCUGAGCCGAAACCAGAAAGGCUCAACCCACCUGGCUGACAUCAAUUAUGACACGCCUCUCAACCCCAUUGAGGUUGUUGCCCGCAGGAACGAGAGGCUAAACAAAAUCAAGAACCAGCAAACCAAUCUUGCUGAGCAGUACCGUCUGCAAAAUCAACAGGGCGGCCAUGCCGCCACCACCACCACGCACUUGGUGCCGGCCAAAGUGAGCAAGGUGGCUGCCGUAGCGACUACCUCAUCCUCGUCAGCCUCCUCCUCGCCGGCAGCUGUGGCCAAAUCUCCACCAGCAACACCUCCUCCAUCUGCAGCAACAGCCGUGGCCAGCGGCCAAGUGGCCGGAAUGACGCCAGUGGUAGUGAACAUAUCGCAACAUCCAGUGGCAGCAUCGACAACUGUGGCAACCGUGGCUUCGAGUUCGCAAACUUCGGGUGGCACCACUACCAUCCAGACCAUUGGCCAGCAGGUUCGAUCACCACGAACCACGGUGGCUCUCACCGUGCAAGCCCCUGGCGGCAACUUACUGCCCGUCACCCAGAUUCCUAUGCACCAGUCUCAGCGCUUCACCACCGCCAGCCUUGUCGCCACUCCCAACACAACCAAAGUGGGACGUGUUACAGGCACCCUUAUACCAGGCAAGAACCUGACACCACAGCAAGUGACUAACUACAUUCGGCAGCAGCAGCAGUUCAUCCAGCAGCAACAACAGAAGAAGUUGCAGGCGGCGGCCGAGGCAGGAGUCAUCACCUCGGCCACAAGCAGGACAAUUGCAGGAACGGCCACGUCAGGAGGCUCUGCAACUGUUGUAGGCCAGAAGGCGGCCACUAUUGGCAUUGCUACGCAGGGCGCCUCGGGUACUGCCACCUUGGCCGCUCUGCAGCUGCAGCAGCGAACUCCGAUACAGUACCAGAAACCGACAAGCCUUGUUGCACAGAAGAGGUUUUCAGAGGCCGAGCUUAACGCCCUGCUCAAGCGGCAACAGGUGACCAACCAGAAGGCAGCCACUGCGCAGGCGGCCACCACUUCUGCGGCCGCGGGCAGCAGUUCUCCAGCACAGGUGCAGAUCCAGACAGCCACUUCGUCUCCACAAGUCACUCAACAAACAGUUCAGUUUAAAACUACAGCGGCUACUACAUCCAGGGCAGGCACAGGUACUCCUCAACAAGUGCGACAGAUGACCAUGCAACUCGCUCAGAGGAAACUUGCCUCUGGAAAGGUGAUCCUCCAGGGAAACAAGCAACACAUCUCAGCCCUGACAAUGCAGCAGCUGCAGAUGAUCAAACAAGGUCAAAUGGCAGCUGCGGCGGCCGGUGGCAACGCCCCCAUAGUCACCCAUGCCGUCGUAACCAAGAACGUGAGUGGUGGCUCCGUGCAAAGGGUCAUCCCUGUCGGAACCGCAGCUGGUAACACGCAGCUGAAGCCCACCUUCCAGGUGGUGGCAGCAACGGCAGGGCAGCAGAUUGCAAGUCGAAGUGGCAAUCAGGUUCUCACCUUCCAAGACGCCACCAGCAGACAACCAGUGAGUGUGACCCUGUCCAACCGGGCUGGUGUCUCGCCAGCCCAAACGCAGGCCAUCAUUUCUCAGGUGACUGCCGCCCUGAACAGCAACCCGACCAUCAUCCGCCAGAGUCUGAUCCCUACCCAGGGCGCAGUGCGGAUCACGUCCCCCAGCCUAGUGCAGCAGCAAAAGCAGACCAUCGUUCCUGCGGUGGCCACAGCAGCCACCCAGGAGUCGCCCGCCUCUACCUCCCAGGUGCCACCAACCCCCCAGCAACCACAGAAUCCCCCACCCUCAGAGUAGACAGUUUGUGUAAAUAACGAUUUGAUGCUCGGUGUGAAUAAAUAAUUUUUUGCAACCAAUU